Messenger RNA from Yarrowia lipolytica CLIB122, 1095 nucleotides. RefSeq lists its product as uncharacterized. Lineage: Eukaryota; Fungi; Ascomycota; Dipodascomycetes; Dipodascales. The record is from RefSeq and is a predicted model, not a curated record.
AUGAAGCUCUCCAAUAUCUUUGCCCUCGCAACAGUGGCUCUGGCUGCUCCCCAGCCUCUGAUUACUCCUCCUCCUACUGCUGUCGAGAAGCGAGACGACCAGGCUGUUCUCGGAGCCGACGUCUGGAUCCAGACCAUGCCCAACGGCCAUGAGAAGCGAGUGACCCCCACCAUCAUUGACGGAGUCACCAUUUCCGGCAAGCCCCUCUCCGAUCACAACGGUACCCCCACCCCAUGGAACUCUCUGGACAACACCGGUAUCCCUUACCGAAUCACUCCCUCCAUCAAGAAGGAGAAGGACCAGCCCGCCGAGACCAUCUCUGCCUCUCCUUCCCCCCCUGCCAACUACCCUCAGUCUACGGACACUCCUCCCGUUCUUGGAUGCUGGGGAGACCGUCUUCCCGAGGACAACGAGAAGCUCCCCGGCUACCCCUUCUGCUCUCCUCAUAACGGUACCGAACUCGUUGCCGGUGAGACCUACUGGGUCACCUGGGACCCCUCUUACUGGGGAGGUGAUGACAUUGCUCAGGUCAAGCUGAUUCUGCGAUCUUUGCCUACCGGCACUGACGAUCUUAUGUUCGAGACUGAGCCCUUCGCCAACCGAAAGGGUUACUACCCCCUGGAGAUUCAGCGAUCGUGGACCAACAACGGCGGCUACUUCUUCAUCAACAUUGCUCCCCUCACUCGACCUGAUACCAAGGCCAAGAACGUCGGCACCAAGUCUGGACCUAUUGUUCGGGCUAUCAUGAGCAAGAACGACGGCAUCACCACCGUCUCCCGACUUCCUUCUGAGAACUCUCUGCAGCCUGGCAAGAAGCACAGCGGUGGAGGAAUCGGCAAGGGCGGAAUUGCUGCCGCUGUUGUUGUUCCUGUUGUUGUUGUCAUCCUCCUGUCCGGCCUCGGCUUCCUCUACUACCGACAGAAGAAGACCAAGCAGCAGCAAAUGUCUCAGGACCGAUCUUGGAACCCUGCCGAGAACGUGCGAAACAUGGACUCCAUGCCUCCUCGACGAUCGGACGUGUCUCUGGACCGAACCAUCUCCAUCGACACCCAGCACUCCAUGAAGGGCGACAACCCUUUUGAGGACCACCACUAA